CAAGUCAAUCAUGUGGACAUGUUUCAUUAUUCAUUGAACACAAUCUUUUACAACGCUCGGUUUACGUGCCCGAGUUUGCUCCCGACGCCCGCGUUUAAUGUUUUAAGUUCCUGAAUGCCACGGCUCUAAGAACAUCCUUCACCCAAGACGGAACUCCGUGGCUUUAAGACUUGCCUGGGAGCUGGGACCCACCCCUCUGGCCAUCUUUCAGCAACCAGAGCAUCUUUUCCGAGGAACAUUCUUACUAGACUGACAGUCUUUAAGUCAAGCAUGCAGUGAGGGUGUUAAGGGAUGGAAGAAGCGAGUCUGUGCCUUGGAGUGUCCUCGACGGCACCGGAAGCUGAGCCUCAUCUGAGCGGCCCAGUCCUCAAUGGCCAGUAUGCCAUGAGCCAGAAGUUGCACCAGAUCACUUCCCAGCUCAGCCAUGCCUUUCCUGAGUUGCACCCGCGGCCCAACCCAGAGGAGAAGACACCUGCGGUCCUUGAGGAGAAGGCCCACGUGCCCAUGAGCGGACAGUCCAUGGGCAGCCAAAUGGCACUGCUGGCCAACCAGCUGGGCCGUGAUGUAGACAACAGCCUCAAUGGGCGUGUGGAUCUGCAGCAGUUCCUCAAUGGGCAGAACCUAGGAAUCAUGUCUCAGAUGAGUGACAUUGAGGAUGAUGCCCGAAAGAACCGGAAGUAUCCAUGUCCCCUGUGUGGCAAGCGUUUCCGGUUCAAUAGCAUCCUCUCCCUGCACAUGCGCACUCACACCGGUGAGAAGCCAUUCAAGUGCCCCUACUGCGACCACCGCGCGGCCCAAAAAGGAAACCUCAAGAUCCACCUGCGGACCCACAAGCUGGGCAACUUGGGGAAGGGGCGCGGGCGGGUACGUGAGGAGAACCGUCUGUUGCACGAGCUGGAGGAGAGGGCCAUCCUGCGGGACAAGCAAAUGAAGGGCAGCCUGCUGCAGCCGAGGUCUGAUCUCAAGCCCUUGGCACAUGCCCAGCAGGCCCCGUUGGCCACCUGCAACUUGGCCUUGCCUCCCAACCAUAGCGUGCCCGAUGUAGCCCACCCGGCACCUUCCCCCAAGCCGGCCAAUUUGCAGGAGGAUUCAGUGACCCCGGCUGCGGGCUUCAGAUGCACCUUUUGCAAAGGCAAAUUCAAGAAGCGAGAAGAGCUGGAUCGCCACAUCCGCAUUUUGCAUAAGCCCUACAAGUGCACACUGUGUGACUUCGCCGCCUCCCAGGAGGAGGAACUCAUCAGUCACGUGGAGAAGGCCCAUAUCACUGCGGAGUCUGCCCAGGGCCAGGGCCCCAAUGGUGGGGGAGAGCAGUCAGCAAAUGAGUUCCGCUGUGAGGUAUGUGGCCAGGUGUUCAGCCAGGCCUGGUUCCUGAAGGGCCACAUGCGCAAGCACAAAGACUCUUUUGAGCACUGCUGCCAGAUCUGCGGGCGGCGCUUCAAAGAGCCUUGGUUCCUGAAGAAUCACAUGAAGGUCCACCUCAACAAGCUAUCAGUGAAGAACAAAUCCCCCACUGAGCCUGAGGUGGCGGUGCCCAUGGGUGGCCUGUCCCAGGAGGCCCAUGCCAACCUGUACUCUAGGUACCUCUCCUGCCUGCAGAGUGGCUUUAUGGCCCCAGACAAAGCCAGCCUGAAUGAGCCCUCUCAGCUCUAUGGCAAGGGGGAGCUCCCGGCCAAGGAGAAGGAGGUUCUGGGAAAGCUACUAUCUCCCAUUUCCAGUAUGGCUCACAGUGUCCCCGAGGGGGACAAGCACUCCCUCCUGGGCUGCCUCAACCUCGUGCCACCACUGAAAUCCAGCUGCAUCGAGCGGUUGCAGGCAGCUGCCAAAGCUGCAGAAAUGGACCCUGUGAAUAGCUAUCAGGCCUGGCAGCUCAUGGCCAGGGGCAUGGCCAUGGAACACGGCUUCUUAUCUAAAGAGCAUCAGCUCACGCGCAACCACGAAGACCCUUUGGCAAACACCGGAGUUCUGUUUGAUAAGGAGAAGCGGGAGUACAUGUUAGUGGGAGCAGAUGGCUCCAAGCAGAAAAUGCCUGCUGAUUUGGUUCACAGCACUAAAGUGGGCAAUCAGAGAGACCUGCCAAAUAAGCUCGACCCUCUAGAAGGCAGUCGGGAAUUUUUGUCACAUGGGCUCAACCAGACGCUAGACUACAACCUGCAGGGUCCUGGGAACAUGAAAGAGAAACCCACUGAGUGCCCGGAUUGUGGACGGGUUUUCCGAACCUACCACCAGGUGGUCGUGCAUUCUCGAGUCCACAAGCGGGACCGCAAGAGCGACGAGGACGCUCUGCACGUGGGUGUGGGCCUGGAGGAGAGGCGAGGCUCAGGCAGCGACCAGGAGUCCCAGUCAGUGAGCCGCUCCACCACACCUGGCUCCUCUAAUGUGACUGAGGAGAGUGGAGCCGGAGGUGGCCUGUCGCAGACCGGAAGCGCCCAAGAGGAUAGUCCACACCCCUCUUCACCAUCUUCCUCAGACAUCGGCGAGGAGGCCGGGAGAGCCGGCGGCGUCCAGCAGCAGGCGCUGCUUCGAGACAGGAACCUGGGCUCGGCCAUGAAGGACUGCCCGUACUGUGGGAAGACUUUCCGGACUUCCCAUCACCUUAAGGUCCACCUGAGGAUACACACAGGUGAGAAGCCCUAUAAGUGUCCUCACUGUGACUAUGCUGGCACCCAGUCAGCAUCCCUGAAGUAUCACCUGGAGAGACACCAUCGGGAGCGGCAGAAUGGAGCCGGGCCCCUGUCAGGACAGCCCCCGAACCAGGAGCACAAGGAUGAGACCUCUAGCAAAGCGCCUAUGUUCAUCAGGCCGGACAUCCUUCGAGGGGCUUUUAAGGGUCUCCCUGGAAUCGACUUCCGAGGUGGUCCCGCCUCUCAGCAGUGGACAGCGGGCAUGCUCUCCUCCGGAGAUCAUUCAGGGCAGGCCACUGGCAUGUCCUCAGAGCUGUCUUCAGAUGCCCUAAAAGGCUCCGACCUUCCUUCCAAAAGCUCCCACUUCUCGGAGAUCGGAAGAGCUUAUCAAAACAUCGUGAGCAACGGUGUGAAUUUCCAAGGGUCCCUGCAGGCCUUCAUGGACAGCUUUGUCCUCAGCUCUUUGAAGAAAAAGGACACAAAGGACAAGGUCCCGUCUGAUGCCCAUCCCAUGAAAGCCCAUCCUGCGGAGGGUGGAGAGGAGAAAGCAAGCAUGAAGCCCUCCCAGCGAAAGUCUGAGAAGUCUCAGUAUGAACCUCUGGACUUGUCCGUGCGGCCAGACGCCCCCACUCUCCCCGGCUCCUCCGUGACCGUGCAAGACAGCAUCGCGUGGCACGGCUGCUUGUUCUGUGCUUUCACCACCUCGUCCAUGGAGCUGAUGGCCCUUCACCUCCAGGCCAACCACCUAGGCAGAGCAAAACGCAAAGAUCACCCCACAGGGGUGACAGUCAACUGCAAAGAGCAGGGGCGGGAGGCCAGCAAGGUCUCUGUCCUGCCUUCCCUACAGUCAAACAAAGAGAUGGCCCUUCCGAGCGCUGUCGGUGUGCUCGACUCUGCUCCUGAGAAGUUGGCCCAAGGGCCGGCCAAAGAGACUCUAGGGGACCCGAAGAGUGGUCAGUGGCCCAACCACAUGGACCCUGCCUUUUGUACCUUUCCAUCUGACUUCUACAAACAGUUUGGCGUUUACCCCACUAUGGUUGGCUCAGGGGCCCCGGGCUCCUGCCUCAACAAGAACACUGAGGGGAAAACCCACCCAGAAGACGACGCCCCUAUCCUGAUCCCGGAAACCACGAACAAAAACACUACUGAUGACCUCUCAGAUAUUGCCUCCUCCGAGGACAUGGACUCCUCCAAGGGAGAAAACAAUGAGGACGAGGAGCUAGACACCGAACCAGAAAUGACAAGCAAGCCGCUGUCUGCUCUCAGCAAGGAUGGCAGCAGUGAGGGCGGCGACAGCCUGCUGUCCCCAGGUGCCCCACAGCCCAUCCAGGGACUGGUCUCACCUUUAGCCCAAGCAGCCGAGGAACAGUGGCACAGCCCAGGCCUCCUUCCUGCCCAGGACCCCUCGGCGGGGCUGCCCAAGCCAGAGCGGGGUCCCCCAGGCUUGGAGAAGCCUAUGAGCAUGCUGUCGGUCCUCAGGGCCUACAGCGCCGAUGGCUUAGCAGCCUUUAACGGGCUUGCUAGCAGCACAGCAAAUUCUGGAUGUAUCAAGAGGCCAGACUUGUGUGGUAAGUUUUAGAAUCCUCUUCCUUCAAUUCAGUUCAUUUCCCACAAAACAUCACUGCUAAAUUGUGCAUACAAAAAAAAAAAAAAACAAAAACAAAAAGUAAAUCCAACAACAAAAUGGGGGUGAUAUACCCAUUAGCAAGACUUAAACUAAAUCUUUAAAAGGAAAUAUGAAAAGAAAAGAAAGAAAGAAAGAUAAAAAGCAAAAGCCAAUGCUGUAUAUACAGCAUAGACAAUCACGAAAGUCAAGUUUCGUUCUGUUUUGAAACGUGUACUUUUGGGGUCUGACUUUCUGUGUGCCGCCCAUACAGAAGGCAUGGGAAGGAGACAGUAUCUCAAAGUGUGGACUCCCCUCUUACUUUUCAUCCAUAAGUUGAGGAGGGGAAGAAAGUUCACCUAAAAAAAAAACAAAAACAAAAACAUAAACCAAACAGAUAUGGUGACUUGCAAGCUUCCCAAUAUUUUAACUCAUUCAAAAAACAAAGACAAAAACCAAACCAAACCAAUGCCUAGAGAGAGUCUCCCACUGCUCUGCCAAGCAGAGUCUGCUUGCCCUCGUUCUUGUCAUUGACCUAGAGGAUACUAAAAGUCAUCACACUAACACAGCGUAGCAAGGGGCUCUCUCUCCAAGUUCGGGAGAUGGCUUCGGAGUGUUUGUGACUCACCUGUGACAUAUCAAAUGGCAGUUACUGUGACGUUGGCCUUCUGCCGUUGUUGCCUUCUGUCUCUGUCUGUCUGUCUGUCUGUCUGUCUGCCCAAUCUGUCUGUCUGUCGUCCUAACAAGAGGCCUGCAUUGUGAAGUGUCUGAUCAGCCAGUGUGGUGACCCUAUGUGUCUUGAAUUUAUGCCUGUCCGAUCCUGUAAGUCAGCAGCCUCUCCUUUCCUUCAAGAAUCCCAUUACCCCACGGUAAUUCUAGAUUUUUUCAAAGCACAAUCCUAAACCUGAAUGGGACCAAAUGGGUAUUGGGAGGGACGGGGACAGGGACCAUCACAUCCCUGUUCCUGUGUGGAGUCUGAUCUGCAGAGAGCAGCUCCUGGCCCAGGGAGCCCACGAGAGACUGGGAGCGGCAUGGGACUUAACCAUAGAAUUCUUGAACAAAUUUCUGAGAUCUUCCCCCUUUUUCUUUCGUGGAAGGAAGGAAAAGAGGAAAGGAGGGAAUGGUGGGCACAGGGGAGCUUUCUAAACCUCACAUCCUGAUUCCUUCAGCACAGAGCGGAAAUCAUGAAGCCAGGCUGCUUAUAAUCUAAAUCGAUAAAUUUCCUUUUGUUUUUCCUGUCAUUCCCUAAUUCACUAAGAAGUGGAUCAAGCAGUCAGAAAUACCUUUUUGAAUGGUCAAAAAUCACUAAAUGGAUUUAUGACAGCUCAAAAAAAUAUCGAUGGCUUCUUAUACUGAAUGACUCCCGAGGUCCCAUUAGCCAGUACCCCGGCUCUAUUUUUAGCCACGUACGAUUCAUUACUCUCGAAGCUGUUAAAAACAAUUUUUAAAAGAAGAAGAAAAGGGAUUUAUGUCUGUCCAAUAUCCCAUCUUCCUUCUGCAGAGGAUGGUAUUUAAGUCUUUUUCUUUCAUUUGUUUCAAGUUUUGUUGGGGUGGUUUUAUAUGUAUUGUUGUUGUUUGAGGAUUUUUUUUUUUUAAGUCUAUUUUCAGUUCUUUUGAUUACCUUCAUAGGAUCAUGGUUCCUGCCAGGAAUCUACGCAUCAGAAAAGAUCAAACCCUGGCAUGUACAUAAGCUCAUUAUUAUUGAAAUGAGCUCAUAUUACCCCCAUUAAUUUCCCCAUCUUCCUAUCCGUGGAAGAAAGGCUGCCUGCCUUGAGCAAGCUUGUCCAGUGAUGUCUCUUUGCAUCAGGCAGUGGGUGGAGAGGGCAGCAGAGGAAGGGAUCUUCUGAUGUCCCGAGACACUUUUAGAAAUGGCUGGAGUUCGGAUCCCUUCCCCAGAUAUCAGCUCACACCACUCACCUAACAUUGCUAUGGUGGUACAUGCAAAAAAAAAAAAAAAAAAAAAAAAAAAAA
This is a messenger RNA of Mus caroli (Ryukyu mouse), 6195 nucleotides long. The record is from RefSeq and is a predicted model, not a curated record. Lineage: Eukaryota; Metazoa; Chordata; Mammalia; Rodentia; Muridae.